Messenger RNA from Melanotaenia boesemani (Boeseman's rainbowfish), 2155 nucleotides. RefSeq names its product ubiquitin-conjugating enzyme E2Nb (gene ube2nb). The coding region runs from base 97 to 558 and encodes 153 amino acids. The record is from RefSeq and is a predicted model, not a curated record. NCBI's taxonomy places the organism in Eukaryota, Metazoa, Chordata, Actinopteri, Atheriniformes, Melanotaeniidae. The transcript is spliced from 4 exons.
GGAAGAGCGAGUUAUCUGUCCCCGCCCCGGCAGUUCAGUCAAUCCAACCUGAGGAGAAGGCGAGUCAACGGCUAAAAAUAUAAUUGCUAACACAAGAUGGCCGGUUUGCCUCGUAGGAUUAUAAAGGAGACACAGCGGUUGAUGGCAGAGCCUGUUCCAGGGAUCACGGCUACACCUGAUGAAGGGAAUGCACGCUACUUCCACGUGGUCAUUGCAGGGCCUCAAGACUCUCCUUUUGAAGGAGGCACAUUUAAACUUGAACUAUUUCUUCCAGAAGAGUAUCCCAUGGCAGCUCCCAAAGUGCGAUUCAUGACCAAAAUCUAUCACCCCAAUGUUGACAAGCUGGGAAGAAUAUGUUUAGAUAUUUUGAAAGACAAGUGGUCUCCAGCUCUGCAGAUUCGCACAGUGUUGCUAUCUAUCCAGGCAUUAUUAAGUGCUCCCAACCCCGAUGAUCCCCUGGCAAAUGAUGUUGCAGAGCAGUGGAAGAAAAACGAAAGCCAUGCCAUCGAGACAGCCCGAACAUGGACCAGGCUCUACGCGAGCAACACUGAAGUAUAGAGGAAGCGAGAAGAGGCGUCUGAAUGUGAUCUACAAAAUGUACUCCUAUUCUGUCAACAUUGAAUUUAACGGACACAAAAAGAGUUUAAAAAAAAAAAAGGUUCUAAGUCCAAAUCUGUUUGAAAGAAAUGACAAGAUUUGACUUAUUUUCCUCUCUAAAAUGCGUUAAAUGUGUGUUUCCUUUUUCUUUUCUUUUUUUUUCUUUUUUCCCUUUUUAUUUCCUGUGUUGCUAUUUAAAUGCAUGGACAGAGGAUGACACCCUCCCCACCACAGUCUUAAAACUCACAUGCAAAUAUGUUGUCCUGAGCUAGGCACAUACUGGUACGUUUGCAGAAUAUUCAUUCAUUAAAGCUGUCCUUUUUACACAUGCAUUAUUUGUCAACACAUCUAUGUCUUUUUGUGAGAGAUGACUUAUUGUGUUAUUUUAACACAUAGUCUACAGCUCUCUUCCCAUCAGGGUUUAUUUAGCUUGUCAGGGCAUAACAUGUUUAAACAUAAAGGCUGCACAUUCAACAGACUUGUUGGAUUUCCAUCAUGUGCACACCAGCCGGCUGUGAAGCCACCGUAAUUCUACAUCAUCCCAGGAGCACAUGUGGCACUUAACACCGACUACUGCAGUUUUUAUCACUUGUUAAAGUUGGAUCAAAGUAAACCUAAAUGAAUCCACGCAGGAAACACCUCCUUGAUCCCCUCCUUCAAUCCCACAUAAAUGGUAACCCUAGACUCUUAAUGAGCCGAAUAAAACGAAGAGGGCAGAAAUGGCCUUUUCAUCAUAAAAAGAGGAGGUAAAUGUAAAUUUGCCAUGAAUAAAAUGUCUUGAAUAUCAAUCUCAUUUGCUAAUGGCAAAUAUAAACAAAUUCACAGCCAUAGGUAACAUUUAAAAUUCAUUGUGUUCAUUGAAAUCUGAAAAUUGUUUUUAGGUUAGGAAAGACUCAAACAAGAUAUUUGUAUAAUGGUUUAUAAUAUGCUGGUUGAUGGUAUAAGGUUUGCUAUAGUGUAGGAUUAGGCUUCAUUGAACCGGAUGUAAUCUUAAUUUUUGUUGUCUGGUCAGUGUUACGGUUGGAGUUUUGCAAGUGACUUCCACAUGCUUAAAAAGGCAUUUCCAGCACAUCCAGAAUGGUAGAUGAACACACUCUUUGUGUUGAAAAGGAACUCCUAGUGUUGUAGCAGAUGAUUUAGAUGUGUUGAAAAUAACGUUCUUUUUAAGAAUGAAGGAAGUCCAAUUCUUUUCAUUUUUUUGUGCAUAUGUCCAUGCUAUCUGUUGCCUGUUCUCUUUUCAUUUAAAAAUAAAGGAGAAAAAAAAAGGACCAGAAUAAGACUAAUAUCAGGACAGCUCGUUUCAUGAUGAGUGUUUAGAGUUGGGGUGCUUAGGGUGCUCUUUUUUCCUUUUUUUUUUUUUUUUUUUAGGGGAAGUUUUGGUUUUGUCAUCUUUUUCUUUUUUCGUGUUGGUCAAAAAUCCUUUUUGCUCUUUUAUUCUGACACUGAUGUGAUGAUUAUGCAAGUGCAUUUAAUUGAUUCCAGAGGGGGAAAUUUGUUCAUUGUGGUAGCAGGAAAACAAAAAAAGUGAUGUUACAAAUAAAACAUAUUCAAAGUUUAA